GUGUCAUGCGACAGGGCAUGGGUCCGUUUGGUCACUGGACCGAUGACCUGCAGUGGCCAGGGAGCCCUGUACCUUUAUUUUCCCAGGUGCAGAACUUCCUUGACAGCUGGUGAGGUGAGCUGAAGCUAUGAGCUGACGGCGGGACAAGGAACUGUCAAACUGUAAACUUUGUCUUUGUCAGCCAAAAGCACAUCAGCAGGCGACCAGACGAACACAUCCGACGACAACAUACCUUGCAGCUGUCACUAAGCUGCGUCUCGCAGACGUAGGGAUCACUGUAGUGGUACUAUCGAAGCUCAAGGCGUAGCAGAUUGCCGAAGGACGGCCAGGAGAAGUCUCAACCACCAGCUCACCGAGUAUUCGUUACCACCUCAGUCGAGACUCAAAAAUGGCCAAAAAGGGGACCAAGGAAAAGAGGGCGAAGGACCCCAAAGGCAUUCCCCUUGCCCAGCCUGAUCGGUCGGCUCCCAGCGAAGCCACCUUGCUGCAGAUGGCUCAGGACAGAGGUCUUUUCAAACAGGCCGACAAAGACCCGAGAAAUAAGAAUUUGCCCAAGGGUGCCGUCCGAAUUGACAGGCCGGGUGCCGAGGAUAGUGACGAUGAGGAGGACGACGGAGAGGUCUUGUUGUCUCCCUUGAUGGAUCGUAUCAUGGACACACUGCUCUGGACCGUAAGUCUUGCCAUUGUACACGGCACCUUUGACGUGCUCGUCCAGAACCAGUACGCCAAGGAGAUCGAGUGGCCCAACGUUGUCAGCCGUACGCUCAUUGCGUUAAUGGUGCUCUUCUUCCUUUUUUACAAUCUUCAUGCUUUCCCAUCUAGCCCAAACCUUGUCCCGGGACUGCCGGCUCGUUACCAGCAUCCCAUUCGACAGGCUAUCUUCUUCGUGGCCGGAGUGUGGGCUGGAUGCCAUCUGAUCUACAUUACCAACAAGUUCAGUUAUCUGUACAUCAUGAAGCAGGCGCCGACUUUGGGGUGUGUGUGGAUUUGGUCGAUUCUAGAGCUUGACCUCCCUGUGGCCGUGGCCAGUCUGGCAGUGGCAGGUGCUUAUUUGCUGCAAGGAGGGUACGCCAUUAAAUAGGCGGUACGCGACUUGUUAUUUGGACCUCGACCGCUUGGUGGGCUGCGAACUGGCACGCCGGCGGUGCCCUCGAUUCGUCAGCUCGCUUGGAAGCUGUCGCGAGGGACUGGAUAAUCGGCGCGACUUAAGAGGAUCGGUCAUGGACGAAUUGGGACCGUGGCUGAGCCGACUCCGAUGCAUCAA
Colletotrichum godetiae is the source of this 1264-nucleotide messenger RNA. RefSeq lists its product as uncharacterized. Lineage: Eukaryota; Fungi; Ascomycota; Sordariomycetes; Glomerellales; Glomerellaceae. The record is from RefSeq and is a predicted model, not a curated record. Bases 389 to 1081 code for a protein of 230 amino acids. The transcript has 2 exons.